AAUUAUAUAAAGAAAACCCCUUCUCUAUGCAACUCCAGCACCUCUCUUCUCUCUCUUGCUCUCCUCAUUCUCAGUCUCUCUCAUUUCUCUCUUGACUCACUGUCUCUACUCCCCGAGAUGUUCCUUUUGUCGUGUGCCGAUAACAUCUUGGUGUGAUCAAGGCGGGGGCUCCUUUUGUUCUGUCCCUGUGAGGUGAUCAACUCCGAUCUACUGUCCUUCCAAGUGAAAGGAUCGUGUAAAUCUUUAGGAGCACUUGACGUGACUAAACAAUGGGAUCGAAUGUUGGGGGCAUGAAUCUGAAGCUUCUGAUUGACCAGAAGAACAACAGGGUGCUCUUUGCCGAGGCAGGGAAGGAAUUUGUGGACUUCAUCUUCCAUAUUCUUGCUUUGCCAGUCGGGACGAUCACUCAACUCAUCAAUGCAAAGGAUAUGGUGGGCUCCAUUGGGAACCUCCACUCGAGCAUCUUGAACCUUAAUGACACAUACAUGAGAUCUCGCUUAAAGUUAAAACUCUUGGAGCCCGAAGCGCCUGGCUGCGGCUCACAGAAUCUUCUCUCACUGCCUCCGGUCACGGCCUCAACUUCAAGAACUACCAAGAAAUUCUACAGGUGUACUUGCCCUCGUUACAGUAUAUGCUAUGAUUAUGCAGCAGAAAUUAAGGGUACCAGCUGCCCUCAAUGUGGAAACUCCAUGGCAGCUGCUGUCACUCUAGUGCAAGCACGAGCUACUCCUCCGGUGCAGGAGGUGUCCGGUUAUGUGAAAGAUGAUGUUACGUACAUGGUUUUGGACGACUUGACUGUGAAACCCAUGUCCACGAUAUCUUCCAUUUCUCUGCUAACCAAGUUCAACAUCCAGGACCUUGGGAUCCUUGAGGAGAGGGAGAUCAAUGUUAGGGUGAACGAGACUGACAAAGAUAGCUGCGAAAGAUUGAACCUACUCGUUUCUGAAUUAAGAAGCAGUUGCUUCUAGUUUGCUCUUGCAAGCAUGAAUGGGAUAGUGCAGUCAGUGGACACGGCUAUGAAGUUGUUGAAGGCUUCCCUGCAGUCCAAGAGGGUUCUCACUGAUGCCUUUCUUGGAAACAAGGGAGACGUGAAAGUGAACUGAGAUGGCGUCAUUUUCACUAAUGGCUUGCUUGGGGGUUGUUUUCCUUUUCAGAUGAAAAAUAAUAGGAGCGGGGAGCAAGCGCUCUUUCUUAAAGACCGAUGAGACUAAAUACAUUAAUAGUACUAUUUAAGUAAAUCUAAUGAUCUUCUGUUCGAUGCUGUGUUUGAUGAAUUCCCAUCAUUUACCUAUGAGUAACAAUAUCAUCACGCCCUGUGAUCUGUUUCGACUGAAGAUGGUGAAGAAAUUAAACCGAGAUGAUGCUUCUGUAAAAGAAAAGCCACCUCUAGACCUCGGAUAGUUCAAAGCCGGUCUGUGUAAAUCAUAUGGCACAAUGAAGAGAGUUAGUCAGCUGGUAAA
Punica granatum (pomegranate) is the source of this 1460-nucleotide messenger RNA. The record is from RefSeq and is a predicted model, not a curated record. NCBI's taxonomy places the organism in Eukaryota, Viridiplantae, Streptophyta, Magnoliopsida, Myrtales, Lythraceae.